AUGGACUGGUCAAAAGUAUCGGACACGAUUCGAAAAGGUAUCAUUGACGUUAUGCCGUAUAACGGUACUGAAGACCUCCUAAUGCUAGGCAACGUGUGUGCAUUGUCAGGUUCCUGUAUUUGGUUGCUAGUGGCAACGUUCUUUAGUAUGCCAGUUUCCGGUACGCACAGCAUUGUGGGGGCUACUAUGGGGUUCGCCCUUGUGGCGCACGGCGCCGCGGGAGUCAACUGGAAGAAAAUUGGAAUGAUAAUCGCCUCUUGGUUUGUGUCCCCCAUAUUGUCGGGCCUGGUGUCAGUGGGAGUGUUCUUCUUCGUCUAUUACUUCAUACUGUCCAAGCCAGACCCGCUGUUAUGGGGGAUGCGAUUUCUUCCCCUUUUCUACGGCGCCACCCUCACCAUCAACCUGUUCUCCGUGUUCUACGAGGGUCCGCAGAUGCUCUACUUCCAUCUGAUCCCGAUAUGGGGGACGUUCUCGGCAGCGUUCGGGGGUGGACUGGUCUGCGCUCUCCUGGUCUGGCUGUUUCUCGUCCCUUGGCAACGGAGACGGAUAAUAGCACAGUGCGCGAAAGAACGGAAUGGUGAAACGGAGGACGAAGAAAAUCAGAUUGAGAGCGACUGUUCUAACGACCCAAAAACCGUGGUCAGUGAAGACGAUAAGGAAGCGGUGACCAAGGAGAAGCAGGCAACGGAAGUAGAACUGAAACAAAGAAUUGGAAGCGCCAGUAGCAGUGACUCUGGAGAACGGAAUGAUUUUAGUAGAGAGGACUCUUUGCCACAUUCGCCUUCCGUGAAACCCCUGCUGGGCCUCAACUUCAAGAAAGACAAAGAUGUUGACAAUGAGUCUGUCCACUCGCACAAAUCCUACAGAAGGAGCUUGCAGUAUGAACAACUUAGUAUCGACGAGGAGAAGGAGAGCGCCAGGAAAGAGGAAGGACGGGAAAACAUCCAAGAUUCACCGGAAGCCGCAAAGCUGUUUUACGCACUCCAGAUUCUAACGGCAGUGUUUGGGUCUUUUGCGCAUGGCGGAAAUGACGUCAGCAACGCUAUAGGACCAGUGGUCGCCCUGUGGAUAAUUGGUAUAGAGGGAGAAGUUCACCAAAAGAUGGCGACACCGAUAUGGAUCCUGUUCUAUGGCGGCUUAGGGAUCUCACUGGGGUUGUGGGUAUGGGGAAGACGUGUUAUUAAGACGCUCGGGGACGACUUAACGAAGAUCACACCGUCUAGUGGCUUCUGCAUCGAGAUAGCCUCAGCGCUGACCGUGCUGGUCGCCUCCAACAUCGGCAUCCCCAUCAGUACCACCCACUGCAAGGUCGGAUCCAUCGUCGGCGUCGGCCGUUUCCGGUCUCGCGAGAACGUGGACUGGAAGCUGUUCCGGAACAUUUUCUUCGCCUGGAUUGUCACGGUCCCCGUGAGUGGUGCAAUCAGCGCCGCAAUGUUUGCUGGGCUUCGGUUGGCGCUUUGAUAACUUUCUGCAUCAUUGCGCUUCUAGAGAUAAACGAA
Lingula anatina is the source of this 1499-nucleotide messenger RNA. RefSeq names its product sodium-dependent phosphate transporter 1-like. Gene Ontology annotation, molecular function: phosphate transmembrane transporter activity. Gene Ontology annotation, biological process: phosphate ion transmembrane transport. The record is from RefSeq and is a predicted model, not a curated record. Gene Ontology annotation, cellular component: membrane. Lineage: Eukaryota; Metazoa; Brachiopoda; Lingulata; Lingulida; Lingulidae.